CCUUCCGAGUAUACACCGAUCGCCGGUCGCCGAGAACGCGGUUGGAGACGCCGAACGACGACAAUACGACAUCAUCAUCGAUCCGCAUCAGUUUACACUGUGUACACAUCACUCUUUCGGGGUAUUUUUGACUGUCGGUGACAGACAUCGUGAUAUUGCCCGGAGAUCUUGUGUAGUCGAUCCUGAAAUUGCAUUCGUUUCGUCGUCGUCAACGAGAUUUUUGUCACUUUGUCAGUCUGUGACAUCUAAUCGACCAGCUUUCAGUAUUCGUACGGUCCAUCUCGACAUCGUCGACAACAUUAUACGUAAUUAUACAGUGUGACGUGAAAAUCAAUUUGAUUUUAAGCUAGCUGAUAAAUAGCAGUAAUUCAUAAGUUGUGAAAACUAAAAUUUAACAAUGCUUGCCUUGUCAAAACUAGCAUAUUUUGAAUGUAACGAAUUUCAAAAGCAUUGGUAUAAUACUACACCAAAUAAUGUAAUCAAAAUUAUUAUUCAUCCGUGUUGCGAAACUUUAAUACUAUACAUAAAGGGAGAAAAAAAAAUUAAACCUCGGUUGGAUACUAAGGUAUGUGCUACUGCUGCAGAUGUUGGACAUUUAGACUGUUUAGAAUCGGCUCGCAGACUAGGGUUUGCAUGGAACAAAGAUGUUUGCAUGGCUGCUGCAAAAAAUGGUGAUUUAGAAUGUUUAAAAUAUGCCCAUGAAAGUGGUUGUCCAUGGGAUAGAAGCAUAUGUUAUACUGCUGCGAAACAUGGUCAUUUGCAUUGCUUAAAAUAUGCUUAUGAAAACAAGUGCCCUUGGGACAAAUAUACAUCCAACUGGGCUGCAAAUUCUGGAAACUUUGACUGUUUGGAAUAUGCAUUCAAAAAUGGAUGUCCAUGGGAUGAAAGAACAUGCAUGUUGGCUGCUCAUAAUGGACAUAUUGAUUGUUUAAAAUUUGCCCAUGAAAAUGGGUGUCCAUGGGCUGAAGACACAUGCAAAUGGGCUGCAAGUAGUGGACAACUGCAGUGUUUGAUGUAUGCUCAUAGUAAUGGUUGUCCAUGGACUGUUGAAACAUGCACCAAAGCUGCUACAAAUGGUCAUUUGGAAUGCUUGAAGUAUGCACACGAAAACGGGUGUGAAUGGGAUAAAAAAACAUGCACUAUGGCUGCUACUAAUGGACAUUUAGAUAUUUUGAUGUAUGCCUAUGAAAAUGGAUGUCCAUGGGAUGAAUGUACAACUUUUUGUGCUGCCGAAAGUGGACAUUUAGAUUGCUUAAUUUAUGCUUUUACUCAUGGAUGUGGAUGUGAUGACAAAACAUCCAGUGCCGCCGGUAGAAAUGGGCAUUUGGAUUGUUUAAAGUAUCUGCAUGAAAAUAAAUGUAGUUGGGAUUCAUUUUUGACAUAUGGAUCUGCAAAAUAUGGACAUAUGGAUUGUCUCCAGUAUGCCCAUGAAAAUGGAUGUCCAUGGCAUUCAGAUACAUGCUAUAUGGCUGCAGUAAAUGGGCACUUUGAUUGCUUAAGAUAUGCUCGAAAAAAUGGUUGUCCAUGGGAUGAUAGAACACGUGAAUGGGCUAUUAAUCAUGGACAAUUUGAGGACUGUUUAUAAUUAAUUUAUGAAAAGAUGAUUUUCCAAAUGGGAUGAUAUUGAGUUUACUCAUUAACUAGAUUUUUCAAACUUAUUUUGUAUACGAGUACCAUUAUCAAUUUAUUGAUAUCAGGAAUAGUACGUACAUAAUUUUAAAUUAAUUUUAAUUAAUACUAUAAAAAA
This is a messenger RNA of Rhopalosiphum maidis (corn leaf aphid), 1747 nucleotides long. RefSeq lists its product as uncharacterized. The record is from RefSeq and is a predicted model, not a curated record. Bases 398 to 1585 code for a protein of 395 amino acids. The transcript has 3 exons. Gene Ontology annotation, molecular function: protein binding. Lineage: Eukaryota; Metazoa; Arthropoda; Insecta; Hemiptera; Aphididae.